Molecule: messenger RNA, 1227 nt
Organism: Phaethon lepturus (White-tailed tropicbird)
Lineage: Eukaryota; Metazoa; Chordata; Aves; Phaethontiformes; Phaethontidae
Gene: PSMA4
Product: proteasome (prosome, macropain) subunit, alpha type, 4
Exons: 6
Coding region: 30-743 (237 amino acids)
Cellular component (GO): proteasome core complex, alpha-subunit complex; nucleus; proteasome core complex
Source: RefSeq, a predicted model, not a curated record
UAGGUCGCUUGUACCAGGUUGAGUAUGCAAUGGAAGCAAUUGGACAUGCAGGUACUUGCUUGGGAAUUCUAGCAAAUGAUGGUGUUUUGCUAGCUGCAGAGAGACGCAACAUUCACAAGCUUCUUGAUGAAGUGUUUUUCUCGGAGAAAAUAUACAAACUUAAUGAGGAUAUGGCUUGCAGUGUUGCAGGAAUAACUUCAGAUGCCAAUGUUCUAACAAAUGAACUGAGACUGAUUGCGCAGAGGUAUUUGUUACAAUAUCAAGAGCCUAUUCCUUGUGAACAACUGGUAACAGCACUAUGUGAUAUCAAGCAGGCUUAUACACAGUUUGGAGGAAAACGUCCUUUUGGUGUUUCGUUGCUGUAUAUUGGCUGGGAUAAGCAUUAUGGAUUUCAGCUGUAUCAAAGUGAUCCUAGUGGAAAUUAUGGAGGGUGGAAAGCUACAUGCAUUGGGAAUAAUAGUGCUGCAGCUGUGUCAAUGCUAAAGCAAGACUACAAAGAAGGAGAAAUGACCUUGAAGACUGCACUUGCACUAGCCAUUAAGGUUCUAAACAAAACCAUGGAUGUUAGCAAACUCUCUGCAGAGAAGGUUGAAAUUGCAACACUGACAAGAGAGAACGGAAAGACAGUAAUAAGGGUUCUGAAGCAAAAGGAGGUGGAACAGUUGAUAAAACAACAUGAGGAGGAGGAAGCAAAAGCUGAACGUGAAAAGAAGGAAAAAGAACAAAAAGAGAAGGAUAAAUAGAUGAAAUCAAGUGUUCUGUAGAUAAUAUAGGACCUGCUUCAGUAAAAGAUAAUCUGGAUUUCUGUUUUGUAGAAGCCUACAAUUAUGCCAUGGAGGACCCAGAAUUACUUUUGAUGAACCAGGUCCGUAAUCGUCAUUCAGAUAAUUAGUUUACUGCUCCUUACAUUGACCAAUAAUUGCUUUAAUUCUUGAACACUCUAUUUCUUUCAUCUUCUAUUUUUUAUUAUGGAAUAAAAUUUAAGAAGAAUAGUGAUGGGUGUCUUUAUUUCCGCAGUAAUGCCUGGAUAUGCACAAUCUUGAGGGAUUUAAUCGCUUUAAACCAUUAAAACAAGGUAUAUGCUAGUUGGUAAAGAACAAAUAUGGUGUUAGAAUUGUUAGAAUUUUGUGUGUAUGUGUGGAUUUUCCUUUUAAAGUAGUGAAAAGGGCUCCUAAGUUUGAAAAAAUCAUUUCACAAAUACAGAAUUAAAGUGUGCUGGCAUGCCAA